Molecule: messenger RNA, 321 nt
Organism: Sinocyclocheilus anshuiensis
Lineage: Eukaryota; Metazoa; Chordata; Actinopteri; Cypriniformes; Cyprinidae
Product: non-specific lipid-transfer protein-like
Exons: 5
Coding region: 1-321 (106 amino acids)
Molecular function (GO): acyltransferase activity, transferring groups other than amino-acyl groups
Source: RefSeq, a predicted model, not a curated record
AUGAACCCUAGUGGAGGACUCAUCUCAAAGGGACACCCGCUUGGAGCUACAGGUCUGGCUCAGUGUGCAGAGCUGUGCUGGCAGCUGAGGGGGGAUGCGGGGCCUCGGCAGGUCCCCGGGGCAAAGGUCGCCCUGCAGCACAACAUCGGUCUUGGUGGAGCGGUGGUCGUCACUCUCUACAGGAUAGGCUUUCCUCAAGAAACAAGCUCUCGGAUCGCUGCAGUGGCCACCAGCGCGUCCAGCGACCUCAAAGGCUUCAAAGCUCACACUGUCUUCAAGGAGAUAGAGAAGAAGCUACAGGAGGUGGGAGAGAGAGUCUAA